UUGAUAAAAUGUUUUUUUUAUGAAGAGAUAUGAAUAACUAACUGUUGACAUUUGUUAAUAUCCUUAACUUAACGUUUUCAUCAAUCAAUCCACUGGAUUAACUUUUGUUUCAUGUCCUGAAUUGAUCAACUGAAUAUGGAGGCAGCUGCAGGGCUUGAGAAAGAAUCAAAGAUUGAAACUGCUGAAGUUAAAUUUGGAUCUAAUGACGGUGAUAGCUCGCACCAUGAGGAUAUUGAGAUUGCAAUGUGGAGGAAAUUCCUGGAUAAAGCCUUUGAAAAGAGAAGAAACAAUUGUUAUGAUUUAGAGGCUUAUGCUCUGUCCAGUUAUAUUCUUGAUCAUAAUUCAGAUUUUCAUGUUAUAUGGAAUUUCCGAAGAGAAAUACUAAAUCAUUGGAAGGAACAUGGAACUGCCACAGAGAAAGCCUCUGCCGAGUUGAAUUUCCGUGAAUAUUUUGCAGGGUAUGAGGAUUAUGAACUAUUCUAUAUACUAGACUGUGUUAAAGCAUGCAUCUUAUCAGAAGAACUUUACUUCGACAAAGUUCUUUUAAAUGAAUUGUCUUUCACAACAAAGUGUCUAACCAAACAUCUCAAGUCCUAUGCUACAUGGUUUCAUCGUACUAUGAUCGUUAAAAUGAUGCAAAAUCCCCCAAUUGAGUCAGAACUGGAUGCUUGCUCUGAUUUUUUCACUUUGGAUCCAAGAAACUUUCAUUGUUGGAAUUAUCGGAAGUUCAUUUGUGAACUUCAAAGUGCAGAUGGAUUUACCACUCAGUUAAAUUUCAUCGGAAAUAUGAUAAAAAAACAUCCCGACAAUUUUUCAGCUUUCCAUUAUCGAAGUGUAAUACUGCAAAUAGCCAAGGAGAAAGGAUUGAUGCUCGUGGACCAACCGUUCUUAGAUGAUGAAUUCAAUAAAAUUCAAGAAACUUUAACAAAUCUAGCUUCCCAUCAAGGUCUUUGGUUAUAUUUUUGGUGGCUUUGUUUUAUGAAUCACGAUAUGCUAAACCUCAAGUCUUCUGAAUCUAAAUUUUUUGUUUGUCGCGUUAUUUUGGAUAAUGAUAACCACAAUCUAAUUUACCAGUUUAACCAAUGUCUUCGUAAACAGCCUUUUGAUGAACUCCUCAUAAUAUCCGACAAAGGUGUUUCGUCUUCCAUUAAAAUUAAAGAUUGGCAUUCUACUGGAGCUCUCACAUCAGAUAUUUGGUUUCACAAAAUCAACACAAAUGAAAAUAUUGCUGAAAUUAUAUUUACUUAUUCUAACAAGGUUUAUAAGGUUAAGAUGACCAAUCAGCCAGACCAAUCCAAGCUAAUUAUUAGAAAAAUCAAUGGGCUUCCUAAAAAUAAAUUUGAACUUAUCCGGGAAACAGAUGCGUUAAACAAGAUCAAUGAGCUUAGUGAUCAUUCGCACAAAACAAAUUCACAAAUCGUAAUGGAACAAAAUAAAUAUUUUAAUCUGACAAUGGCUUUACUUUACGAUGUUACUUAUUUUGACAAAUUGAUUCAACUUGAUCCUCUUCGGCGUAAUUACUACCUUGAUUCCAAAUCACAUCAUAUUAUCUGUGGAAAGUUAAAAGACCAGGAAGAAGAAAUGAACCUUAAUUUAGAAAAUUUAUCUUUAACUUGUUUACAACCCGUUUCUCGUCUUACACAUUUAAGAUCCUUGAAUUUGAGCAAUAAUCAACUGACCCGAAUCAAUGGAUCAUUCAAUUCACUCAUAUCAUUGCAGUCAUUGAUUUUAGAUAAUAAUCAAAUUUCCUUCAUCGAUUCAUCAUUCAAGAUGUAUUCACUAAAAACAUUAUCACUGAAAAACAAUCAACUUACUGAAAAAUCGUCACUAAAGCCUUGCAAUAACUGUCAGCAAUUAGAACUUGUUAUUAUUAUUGGAAAUUUGAUUACCGAGUUAGAACAAGCGGAUCUGGAGCUUGACAAACGCAUCACAAUCCAAAGUUGAAUGAUUAAUUAUUUACUCUGCUCGAGGAAAAAUUGGAAAGAAUUUUGCACUUAUAUACUUUAAUUACACAAUCAAAUGAAUAUUGAAAAUGAUUAUCAACCGAUUUUUGCACCACACCGUAUGAUCAAUCUCUUAAUCAAAUAGAAACAUUUCCAUACAUUUUUAUUGAAUUAAUGUUUUCGUAAAAUAAAAUCAUUUUCAAACCAAA
Tetranychus urticae (two-spotted spider mite) is the source of this 2152-nucleotide messenger RNA. Its product is annotated as geranylgeranyl transferase type-2 subunit alpha. Gene Ontology annotation, molecular function: Rab geranylgeranyltransferase activity; protein binding. The record is from RefSeq and is a predicted model, not a curated record. Gene Ontology annotation, biological process: protein geranylgeranylation. Gene Ontology annotation, cellular component: Rab-protein geranylgeranyltransferase complex; cytoplasm. NCBI's taxonomy places the organism in Eukaryota, Metazoa, Arthropoda, Arachnida, Trombidiformes, Tetranychidae.